AUAUGACACGCAGGGUUAUGAGAGAAGUUGCUCAUUACGCAACAAAUAAAUCCUGUUCUGAAUCUCUCCAAACCGAAGAGACAAAAUGAUUUAAUGCUUGCCUGGCUAGAUGAAGCAUUUGAUAUUCAACCGUAUCCUCGCAAACAACGUGGACAUGGGAGUGAAUUGAAGGAAACUAUAAAAAACAGGAAGCUGGCAGUGCAAAAACCGGAGGAAACUGCAACAACAAAUCUUCGAAGAAAAGUACGUUGCUUAUCAACUCUCCCUGAAAACGCAUUGAGAUCAGGAGAGAGUGAAAGACUGAACUUGAAGCCAAAGACCAAAUAUAUUGGUGACAUGGAACAGGAAGAAAUAGGACCAGAGAACUACUACACUCGUCCUUUAGAAGAGUCUGAUAUAGAGUCAGAUGAAGUCGCAGAUUCAAAGAACUAUAGCAAUCAAGAUCACUUACAGAAACCCAAACGUUGCUCUCUAAGAACAGAUGUCUGUAGAGAAUCAAAAGCAAGUUGUCUGGACGUUCAUGAGCCGUCCCUCACCACGACCACUAACAACUCUUUGAGUCAAACUGUUGCAAACGCCAAGUCACUGAUGUGUCAACCUGAUGAACGAGGGCUUGGUGGAGGUGGAGAGCAAACACAUAUUCCAACAAGUGCACCAGCUAAAUGUGACAUGAAAAAAGAGGGAAUGGGAACGGAGAUCAACAUGUGGAAGAUGCGGGCAAACCGAGUGAAACAAAUCCUCUCUGCUGAAGAGUUUGGUCCAUUCAAUAAGUCCAAGAGUUUUGGCCUUGAAUUCAACGUUGGAUAUGGACCAAAGAAAAACUUCAGUGUUGACUUAGUGCGUGAUUCAUUUUUGGUUGAACUUGCUAAAUUUGCCCUCGCAAUGAAUUCAUCUCAACAGGAUUUCAUCAUGGAGAUACUUGAGAACAAUUUUGACCUCAACCUGAAGUCUGAAUUCCAGAGAAAUUUUUUCACCUAUGAAAUGAUGAAAAGAGUCAGACAUCUGAAGGAAUGUGAAGAUUCAGUCAAGUUCUCCAAAGAGGUCUUUAAGCUGCAUGGUCCCCUUCCACCAAUAAGGACGGCCAGUCAGAGUGUGAACAGUGUCAACGCUGAACUCAGCAGCAUAUCAAAGAUGGAGGAGAGUGAAGUCGCCUGUGGGUUUCCUCUUCAUUCACAGGCUGAAGAACAUAUUUCAGUAAACAGUAUGGAUCUGUAUCCCUUCUGCAAGAAGAUUGGUCUGAAACUACAUGUGGACAUUACUCAACCAAAAAAGAAACAGGAUAUCAACAGACUGACCUAUGGAGCGAUGACGGAAGUGACAAACUUUGCAGAAAGCUUGUGUGGAACAUUUGAGCAGAUUUGUGUUGACAUCCUAAAACACAACUUGGAUCUUGAUUUGCAAUGUGGAGGAUUUUACUAUGUCAAAAGUAUGGUUGCACGAAUCCCUGCUGUGCUGGAGAAAAAAAAUGUAAUAAAGGUUCUAUCAAUUAGAGGCCACAAGACAAAAGGCUUAACAAACGUGAAACUGGAAUCCCUGAACCUCUCAAAUUCAGAUCCUGCUAAUGCCAGUUCUUGCCAGGCUUCAGUCAAAAAUCAAGAAGGUAGUUUGUUUGACACAAAACACCAACCUAAGCUCAACUUAAAACUGUGGCAGUUGAGGGAGAAUCAAAUUCAGCGAAUCCUCUCAAGACCUCAUGUAGAACAUUGUCCACUUUAUUCUUACUCCAGAUGCAAGAAACUGGGCAUUGAUUUCAAUGUAGGAUCUGGAGUCCAACAGAAUAUUGAUGCCAAACUACUAACCAAUGGCAUCAUGGUUGAACUUUCUACUUUUGCCACAGAGAUGGUAUCAGCCCAAAAGUAUUUCAUCACAGAGAUACUGGAGCAUAAUUUUCAUCUGGAUUUCAACAAUGAGCUGAAUCGCUGUGCCUUUGCAAAGGAGAUUCAAAUUAAAGUUAGGAGUCCAAAUCCUCAAAAUUUCAAAAAAGAAUUUGAACUUCCUGACACAAAUGGCACACCAGAACCAGGCUCUGAGAAAGAUCUAUAUUGCCCCAAAUGCUAUCAAGUCAGAAAUCAAAAGCAUCAUCAGGAUGAAUCCCUCUCAGGUCCCAUUCAUCAUCCUCGUCCACAUUCCACGACUGAUGCAAACGGCGCAGCAACCAAUGCGUCCUCCACCUCGUGGGAAAUAGCGGAGGAGAUGAUGGAUAGUUACCCUCUCUGCAUGGAAAUAGAUUUGAACCUGUUUGUGAACAAAGACCAACCAAAAAAUAAGCUUGAGACGCACGUAUUGACACACUGUACGUUUCGGGAAGUGGCUAGUUUUGCCGAAAGGUUGUCAGGAACAAAAAGUGGGAUCAUAAAUGAUGUCCUUCGACACAACUUCAUCAUUGGCAUGCCGGAGAGAGAAAUAGAUAUUGACACAGUGUUCUACAAAGAGAUCCUAGAACACGAUGACUUCCUCUCCUGGCUCAAUGAGGUAUUUGUUAUCCAACAUCCUAGUGUCAUCAGCAAAAGGAAACGGACGCGGGAUGCGCAUGGGAGUGAGAUGAUGCAAAGUAUCAAAAAAAGAAAGUUGUCACUGCUAACAAAAGCUAAACAAGAUGCCGUGAAUGUUCCAGCCAAGAAAAUGAACAAAGUUCGUUCGGUGCGACAAGUGAGAUACUUUUCAGAUGUAUACAAUCUGCAUUUAGUCGGCAGGGACAAAGUUAACGAGAAACUUCUGUCGCCUAAUGAGGACACGCAGUUCCCAACAAAUCCGGGGACCGUUGUGCAGACGGAUGAGAAGCUGUUGGAUACACGUUGUGACAGUCCUCUCUGGGUAAAACUGGAGAUAAAAGAGGAGGAAUAUGAUCCACGCUAUGGCAGUACGACUCCAGAACCAGACCCAGAGCGACAACGUUGUCCUCUUCUUGAUGUCAAAUCAGAAAAUUAGAAUCCUCAAUGUUUGCUGGACGAACCACAAGAAUCUGUCCGAUGUCCGAACACGGCGAGGACCACACAAACACUCUCAUACUCAUUGGAGCUGAGGUUACAGAUGCGAUGAGAGCACUUGGAGCAAAGAAGAGAGAGAACAUGUGCCCGAUGACUCUCACAGGUCUGGAGUUCACAAACAGGAGGUGAGCAUCACUUGAUGUUCUCGGUUAGAGCCGACACAGACAGGUUAGUUUUAGGCUGAACGGUUGCUAUGAAGAUGUAUCUGCUGGGGGAGAAUGUAGAUUAUUAUAAAUUGGUUUGAAAGUAUAUUUUAAAAGUUUACUAAACCUUUCCUAAAAAGAUGGAUCGAUCAGACUAAAAGGUUUCCGUGCAUUAGCUGUCAGUAUUCAUGUUUUGAAGCUUCGUUUUAAAGGCGGUUUGAUUGUGCCACAGUUGGACUUUAGUUAAGAUCUUUCCUUUUGUUCCGUGGGGAGAAACGGUCAUUUCUCAAGUUUGUAAGAAUUUGUGAAGUAUAUUUUUUACUUUAUUCAAUGGAUAGCAGAUACGUGUAUUACAUUGUUUGUUUUUUCAGUUGUUCAUCUUUACGUUUUCUACCACUUCAUAUGAUACUAUGCCUUUUCUGAUCUUUCACCUUCAGUCAUCCUAUUCUAUUUUUUUUACAAAUGGAAAUACUACAGUAAAUUACUAAAGUUCUUUUUCUUGAAGCUGUUAUGUAAAUGCAUAAAGAAUCAUUGAUUUCAUCAUAAUUUGAUUUACACAGCAGAAAGUAACAUUUCCUGUAUCUUGAUAUGUUGUCAUAAUUUUCUCUUCUGUUUAAGUUCAUUUUAUAAAAACAUUUUUAAAAGCA
Molecule: messenger RNA, 3777 nt
Organism: Gasterosteus aculeatus aculeatus (three-spined stickleback)
Lineage: Eukaryota; Metazoa; Chordata; Actinopteri; Perciformes; Gasterosteidae
Source: RefSeq, a predicted model, not a curated record